Selaginella moellendorffii is the source of this 1090-nucleotide messenger RNA. RefSeq lists its product as uncharacterized. The coding region runs from base 109 to 1074 and encodes 321 amino acids. The record is from RefSeq and is a predicted model, not a curated record. The transcript has a single exon. Lineage: Eukaryota; Viridiplantae; Streptophyta; Lycopodiopsida; Selaginellales; Selaginellaceae.
GUGACGGACAGAGCUCGGAGUGCUGUGGAUGAAACCAAACACAAGGCUGGAGACGCAGCGGACAGAGCUUCGGAGCAAGGCAAAGGCCUGUUUGGAACACUCGGUGAAAUGGCUAGUAACUUGAGGAACGCUGUGGCCGGGACUACCGAGGACGUGACGCACGAUAGAACCGAGCUGGUUGCCAACAGAGCCGAUGAGCUGAAGGAGAAAGGCAAGAAUGCGGCGGAUGACUCGGUUGACGAGACAAAAGACGAGGCUUCUGAGCGAGGCAAUGCUCUCUUGGAUCGUGUCAAAGGCACCGCGGAAGACACACGUAACAAGGUGUAUGAAACGAAGGAUGAGGCUGCAGCAAGAGGGACCCGGGUGGUGGACAAAGUCAAGGAUACGGCGGGGAUCUUGAAGCAGAAAAGUGAAGACGCUGUCGAAAAUGUAAAGCACAAGACCGAUGAGACGGCAGAUCGAGGCAAAGGUGUACUGAAUUACGUCAAGGGUGUUGUCACAACGCCAACAGCCGGAGAGCACCAACAACAUCGGCCACAGAAAGCAGAGGCCCCUCAACCACAGCAACGUAACCUUCGAGAAAAAUACGAGGAGGCAAAGAGCAAAGCCAGAGACAAUGCCGAGAAAGUGAAGGAAAACACCAAGCAACGCAUGGAGGCGGCGACUGAAGCUGGCAGGGGGAUCCUGGACGCAAUCGGGGAUGUGGCUUCCGAGUUCACGGACGUAUUACAGGGAUCGACUCGUCAUGUACAGUCCGUGUCGGCUCGUGAGGUUGACGCACAGCGCGCAAUGUCGGCAGCUCAAGGCAGAACGCAAGUGCCUCCCAAUCUCGCCAAACUCAACGACGCUGCCCGCGAGGAGACCGAGCGGAUUGUAGCUGAGCAAAAAGCGCUGGAUGAUGCUGCUGCCACCGCAUCGUCUUCACCACCACCAACUAAAGAGCAGGACAAGAGCGUCAUUGAAUCCGUGGCUGAGUGGGUCGUGGACAGGAAGCAGCAGCUUACAGACGAGAUGACACAGCGCGUAGUCGAAGCAGAGAAAGCCAAGCAGGACGAGGAGAGGAACAAGCGCUAGCUUGGAGCGUGUACCU